This is a messenger RNA of Scleropages formosus (Asian bonytongue), 1466 nucleotides long. It is a transcript of the gene cyb5r3, whose product is annotated as cytochrome b5 reductase 3. The record is from RefSeq and is a predicted model, not a curated record. The transcript is spliced from 9 exons. NCBI's taxonomy places the organism in Eukaryota, Metazoa, Chordata, Actinopteri, Osteoglossiformes, Osteoglossidae. Gene Ontology annotation, cellular component: mitochondrion. Bases 130 to 1029 code for a protein of 299 amino acids. Gene Ontology annotation, molecular function: FAD binding; oxidoreductase activity.
GCGCAGGGGGAAGUGUAGCUGUUUGUGGGAGGGGUCGUUAAUUCGCUGCAGAAGUUGUUUUUGCAGUUGGCUUCAAAGCAAGUUCUUUAAAGUACUGAAGAGGUACUGGAAGAACGACGAAAUCUGACAAUGUUGUCGUACAUUGUGAGCCUCUUGCGAGGCUGUAUUGACAACAUCAUCAACUUAAUCCUCAGUAUUUUUUCCUCUAAGAAGAGGCUGGCAAUAACCCUUGAAGAUCCCAACGUCAAGUAUCCCCUGAGGCUCGUCGACAAGGAGAUUGUGAGCCAUGACACAAGAAAGUUCCGUUUUGCCCUGCCUUCCCCUGACCACGUUCUUGGCCUGCCUAUAGGUCAGCACAUAUACCUGUCUGCUAAAAUAGACGGUAAUCUGGUGGUCAGGCCCUAUACCCCUGUAUCAAGCGAUGAUGACAAAGGUUUCGUGGACCUGGUUAUCAAGAUUUACUACAAAAACGUCAAUCCUAAGUUCCCUGAGGGAGGAAAGAUGUCCCAGUACUUGGAGAAUCUUCGCAUUGGUGAUACUAUUGACUUCCGUGGUCCGAGCGGGUUGCUAACCUAUAAGGGCAAAGGACAGUUUGCCAUAAAACCGGAUAAGAAGUCAGAUGCAGUGAUCAAGACAGCCAAGCAGGUUGGCAUGAUUGCUGGAGGAACAGGAAUAACACCCAUGCUGCAGAUUAUCCGUGCAAUAAUGAAGGAUCCUGCUGACAAGACUGUCUGUUACCUGCUCUUUGCCAACCAGACAGAAAAGGACAUUUUACUUCGUCCCGAGCUGGAGGAGAUAGAAGCUGCACACCCAUCCCGCUUCAAGAUAUGGUUAACGCUGGACAAAGCCCCCGAGGGCUGGCAGUUUAGCCAGGGGUUCAUCAGUGAGGACAUGAUCCGGGACCAUUUGCCUCCGCCUGGGGAGGACACCCUUAUCCUGAUGUGUGGACCCCCUCCCAUGAUUCAGUUUGCCUGCAACCCCAACCUGGAUAAAGUGGGAUACCCCAGCAGCUGGAGGUUUACCUUCUGAAGUGACUGACACAUCUGUACUUUCCUGAUGGUUUAGAAUUGUUAACUCUCCUCCAUUUAAUAAUAUUUGAUGCUUGAAUUUUACUCUUAGAAGAGGAAGACAGAAUUCACAAUAAUAGAACUCAAAUGAAGAAACAAAUGUUUCUGGAGUACAAAUUUUAUUACAACAAAAAUCUGUAAGUGAGAUGUUUUGAGAAAUUACUGAAAUUAAGACUUGGUCUGUCAGUUCAGACUGUUUGGAUUGCUCAGGGUCUGGCUACUCCAAAAUUAGUAUGUUUUAAAGAUAUUUGGUCAGCCCAAAGAUACUUGGAGCUUUAAGUGGCUUUCUAGAUUUUCUAAGUGAAGGAAAAAAUCCACAUUAACUGAAGAGAAAGUGGAGCAGACAUGUCAGUGUCUAGUGCAGCAUUUGUGAUUGAGUACACUAUAACCUGCAAAGUG